This is a messenger RNA of Scleropages formosus (Asian bonytongue), 1772 nucleotides long. Its product is annotated as KIAA1143 ortholog. The transcript is spliced from 3 exons. Lineage: Eukaryota; Metazoa; Chordata; Actinopteri; Osteoglossiformes; Osteoglossidae. The record is from RefSeq and is a predicted model, not a curated record. The coding region runs from base 146 to 592 and encodes 148 amino acids.
CAUGAUGAUUACGAUUUAAUUUGAGCCGCAAGUAUGUUUUGUGACUGGAGAUCCGCACUCGUUAGUUCAUACGUCUUCGCUCCUCGGUCUGUUGGCUAAGAUCAAAGUGUAUAUUGUGUUUCGGCAUAACAGGAAGAAGAACAAAAUGAGUAAGAGAGGUAGCGUGUCCUGGGUGAAGCCAGCAGAGCCCUCUUUCCUGCGAAAGUUCAAGAACGAUGUUGGCUUCAAAGAAGGGCCCACGGUGGAUACAAAGAGACAGAUGCCUGCCGCCGAAGACGAUAGUAGUGGCGAUAGUGAGCGUGAGGACGAGCAGCCACAGGUGGUAGUGCUGGAGAAGAAGCAUUUAACUGCUGAAGAGGUGAAGCACAUCAAAGACCAGAUGAAAGAAGCCCAUGAUGAAGACCAGCUUCCUCCAGAUGGCAAAAUCCUGUUCAAGAAACCUGCAAAACGCUCCUCUGAGAUGUUUCAGGAACUCUUCAAAAUCUCCAGCAAAAAGAAAAAAGCAUGUCAGGCCAAGGGGGAGGAGGAUAAUGCACAGAAAAAAGUGAGAAACUCCAGUCUUCUCUCAUUUGGAGAAGAGGAUGAAGAUUAACCUCACACUGAAGGAUAGGUGAGUUCUUACUAGAAUUGGACUCUUGCCUGUAUUGUAAGAAAGGAGAAGCUUCCCUUGUUAAGGGGAAACACCCCAUAAAGAGAAUUCAGUAUAGUAGAGGACCCUGUGAUUUGCUCUGAAGAUCAUAUAUUGACAAACCCCUUAUUUUGAGUUGUAUCAGAAAGGUUAACUGCAAUGUGACAACUUAAGAUAGGCUUUUAACUUGUGUUCCUUACAUGAAGUUAAACAAGAAGGUUGUGUGUGGAAGCUAUGUUCUUUUGGGGCCCAAAAAGACUGGUUUUACCUAUGUCAUGUACAUCUACUCUAAAGGCAGGCACUUUGAACUAUGGACAUGAGCUUUUAAAAACUACCCCCCCCCCAUGCCACCUAUGAUUAUUCCUAACAGUAGGUGUGGAGAAGUUACCAUUGCAUUUAACCUGGAGAAUUAAGUUUUGCUCAUGGGUUUGUAUAAGCUGCAGUUGUACUGCUUUUCUAAUGCCAUUUGAGUUCCAGCCUAGCCCCCUGCUAUCUUUGAAAGGGGUUCAAAGCUCCCUCUGGAUCCCUGUUGGGGUUUAGUCCUGAGGUUGGAAAUUUAGUUUUAAUAAAAGUAGCAUAGCAAUAUUCACUGCAGAGGAAUAUUAUCUAAAAUCUUCCCUGUAGGAUUACAAAUGGUUCACAACCUUUUCCUAGAGGUCAUUGGAGGCUUUCAAAGAAAAACUAAAUGGAUUUAUGAAAAAAUCCUGUACAAGAUGUUUGGGUUACUUCAAGAAUUUCUAUUUACCAAACAUGAAAGACAUGUUUUCUGAUGGCAGUGUUCCAUACACUAGAAUUAGAGUCCAAAAAUAAAAUUGUGCACACAGGGCAGAAAAACUUAUUCCAACAGGAACCAUGCUUCGAUUUAAUUAAACAAGUUGAUUCAGUACUGCUUACAAUAAAAUUAAUGGGCUUUUGUAAAGUGUCCACUAUAACCAAACAUGUACGAGGUUGAAACAUUCUGAAACUGCUGUGUAGCACAAGCCACCUCUUUUAGCUUGGCUAUGAGUCAUCCCUUAAUUCACUGCACCCAAGUACAGCAGUUGGUCCUCAGCUAUUCUCAUAGUAACCUUCUUGUACAGACACCACAGGAUAUACUAGUUUUAAGAACUUUUGUGCUUUUCAUGUAAAAGAUGCACGAGAAAAA